AUGGAACUAUUAUUAGAAUCCGAAUAUGGUCCCGACGGUAAAACCGAGGAGAAUAUGUUCAUAAAGCAGUUGCCCCUCCGACGUAAAUCAACACGCAGAAGUCUUGUUUUUGUUGCGGACCACGUUUCCAGUCCAAAGUCCUCUCCAUCUGCCAAUCUUCCUUGUUUUCGAGACACGGUUGAGCCUCAUGAACAGUGUGGAAGUCAGCCGCAUCGUGCUGAGGUGCCUGCAGUCAGUACUCCCGUGAAGCCACAAACCGGACAGUUUGAUGGAUCCUCAGAAAGCGCUGAUCUCAUGGAACGGUACGAGCGCGAAAUCGCCUCAUGGCACCUACUCCUUGAAUCCUCUGUCUCCAAAACUCCGAAUGAACCGAUAGAACUACCGCCUUGGGAGUGGAUAAAAAGUGAUAGAGUUUUAUCAGAUUAUCAGGAGCUUCUGCAACCCAUGUUUGAAACUAAUUUGACCGGCCUUGGUUUGGGUGAAAUAUCCGAACUCCAGUCACGUAUUUUAUUUGGCUUGAUGCAUCUUCGUGAAUUACUGGACACACAAGACAGGUUCUUAUUAAGUCUGCGCCGAUCAAUGCAGGCCAUUUGCACACAUGAACUCGGAUUAAAUAAAUCAAGAGACAUGCACGGCUCCACAGUGGGGGCCUUUCUUGCCUUACCACCC
Opisthorchis viverrini is the source of this 669-nucleotide messenger RNA. RefSeq lists its product as hypothetical. The record is from RefSeq and is a predicted model, not a curated record. Lineage: Eukaryota; Metazoa; Platyhelminthes; Trematoda; Opisthorchiida; Opisthorchiidae. The annotation marks the transcript as partial. The transcript has a single exon.